This is a messenger RNA of Paramuricea clavata, 6058 nucleotides long. NCBI's taxonomy places the organism in Eukaryota, Metazoa, Cnidaria, Anthozoa, Malacalcyonacea, Plexauridae. The record is from the annotation of a GenBank genome assembly.
CCUAUUUCGAAAAAGAUAUCACAAAAUAUUUUGUUCAAAACGUGGUUUGAUCUUGUUUGAGAGAAAUAAUUUUAAAAAUGUCCAAACGUAGGCUUGAUGUCGACGAUGUUAAGAAAUCUAAGGAAAUGGCGUAAGUAUGAAGUGUUUUAUUUUGAUAUAUAUUUGCCAGUUGUUCGCAAAAUGAGAGGGCAAUUGGUUGUGUGAAUGUGUGUUUUAAACCGAGCUGUGAAGGCGGCUGCCGGCUGGGGUAUAGAAAAUUGUAUAUUUUCGUCUGCAGGUUUUAAGCUAGUAAUUUUGAAUGUUUGUACGUUGUAGCUCUCUUGAAAAGUGAAACAUUAGUUAAUAUUUUGCGAAAUGUACUUUUUAAUUUCAUGUAGAUAAGCGAUAUAUUUUGUACAGUCAUACAGUACAUAAAAAUAAUUUAUAAUUCUAGGGGAUGCGGCACAAGCCUGUCGUAUUAAAUAAAAUUUUGUUCUAUGUCGGUGGAUAUAAUGUCCAUUUUUUACUAGAGAGACUUGCACAGAGCAAAUUAAAUAGCAAUGUCAAACUGACCAAUCUGGUUACUGAAUUUUAAUAUUUUUCAAUUCACCUGUUCCUCUUGACAAGUGAAGUCGUCUAGUGUUUAAUAGACAGAGUAAAAUAGGAAAGCAUUGGUGUGCAAUGCAACUUAAUGGGUUAAAAACAAGGGUGGAUAGUAGGGAAGUAGUUGUAGUUCGCUACUGUAGCGAACUACAAUUUUCAAGUAGCCAGUAGUUUUUGACUACUUUUUCAAAACAGUAGCUGUAGUUAUAGCGAACUACAUUUUGCCUAAAAGUAGCCAAGUAGUUGAAGUUGACUACUUUUCAAACAGCAAAUCGCUAUUCACUACUUUUUAAAAUUGUCAGCAACUUGAUAGAAUAGAAUGUUAUUAAGACACAGUUUGCUUAAAAUCAAUACUCAAUUUGCACGAAUAAAGUAUGCCGUGCAACUGUUCAAACUGUGCAAGUGCAUGCCGUCUUAUUUACUCGCGUAAGUCGAUUUGUUAUAGGUUACAUUACAGCCUGAGCUAUAGUAGAUGUUCCAUAUACAGUAAAAUUAAAAAAUAUUGAGUAGCGAAAUAGCGAAAUAGUUCGCUACAUUUUUUAAGCAGUAGCUGUAGUCAGUAGCGAACUACUUUUGUUCAAAAGUAGCAGUAGUUGUAGCUGACUACAUAUAUUUGAAGUAGCUGUAGUUAUAGCGAACUACAAAAAAUUUGUAGUCAACCCACCCUUGGUUAAAAAUAUAUUUCAGAUUUGAUUAUUUGUGUGAGAUUCUUCAUUCGGAUGCCAGUCAAUGCUAUAUUUUGUUGUUGUCCCUGCCUAUUUGCUAUUUGAUGACUUUUAGCAAAAUAUGACGCACCAAUGACCAGCCAUUGGAAUUAGGCACAAAUUUUCUGGAAGACAAAAAUUGCCUCAUUAUGAUCAAACCUGGUAGUAGGGAUGCACCGGAACAGGUUUUUUAAGUUCCGGCCGGAACCGGAUCCGACCGGAACUGGAAAAAAGUUCCGGACGGAACCGGAACUAAUUUAUUAAGCCAUAUAUAGUCAUAUGUUACUUUGUCCGCUGCCAGACAAGCAGACACUUAAAAUCAUCAAGUAGAGAGUUCGCAAAUGUCAGAAUAAAAAGACUGACAAACGUUAAACGUCAUAAUGAAGUGUUAAUAGUGUACAUUUCCCUUAUGUAGUCCAACUUUCUUCCUACUGUGACCUUUUGUUAGACACAAAAACGUUUGAUAUUCUAUCUCCCUGAAAACGACAGUUUUUACUAGUUCCGGCCGGAACCGGAACUCUAAAAAAUUGGGGUUCCGGCCAGAACUAACCGGCCGGAACCGAGUUCCGGUGCACCCCUACCUGGUAGCAAUUCUACUUUUCACCGUGGUAUUUUUGAAGAAUAUGGUUGAAAUUCCGAUUUUAUUAUUUUACUCUGUCUAUUGCCAGAUGAUUUUACUUGUCGAAGGGGGCUCAAUGGCAUAUUUUAGUGACUUUAAUAUUCAUCAUCUUUUUUAUCCCUUGUUUAGUGAUUUUGAAAAUCUAAAGCUUAAGAUCAAACUCAACCCAUACUCAGGUCGACCAUUUACAGAACGAUACUAUGCUAUUCUUAAGAAACGACUUCAGUUACCUGUGUGGGAAUAUAAGGAGACAUUUAUGGGUAUGCUUGAGAAAAAUCAAUGUAUAGUCUUGGUGGGUGAGACAGGUUCUGGCAAGACUACACAGGUAUGAUGGUAACGUUGAGAAAUUUUUAUUUUUUACGAUAGAUAUAUUGCAUUUCUUCUUUGAAUGACCAGAAUAUUACACAUACCAAAAAUGAUAUUUGGGGUUAGUUGCUCUUAACUGGAUAACAAAGCUAUUACACCAUAUGGCAGAUGCUAUGGGAGGCCAGGAGGGAUGUUGGAAUACUAUUACAGUUGUUUUACAACUUUGGAAGUUUAAAAUUUUGACUCUAACAUUUUGAAUGCAACCACUUGCAACUUUCAUGCUAAUCAGUUUAUUAGCCAUUAAAGGCAUAAAAUCGUCCGGCAUUAAACAAGUAAAAAAAAUAAGUAGGGUGCACUUUCGUCCAUUGCGGCUCAAUAGGUUAACUAUAGAGACAUUGUUAGAUUUUUUGGUUAACCCAUUAAGCUGCAGAGCUUCCCCAUUGAUGAGUAGAAUCGUCUGGCGUUAGGCAAGUAAAAAACAAUACGUAGGGUCACUGGGUUGCACUGCGGCUCAAUGGGUUAAUCUGAGUUUAAAUUAGUCUUAAAUCUGUAUCGGUAGACAUUCAAUAUGAACAUAAAUGGAAAUUGUGUGAAUCAUUUCACUAGAUUCCUCAAUGGUGUGUAGAAGGAAGAAAAGACCAGCGUAAGGGAGUGGCUUGUACGCAACCAAGGAGAGUCGCCGCCAUGAGUGUUGCACAACGUGUUGCGGAUGAAAUGGACAUCAUUCUUGGACAGGAAGUUGGAUACAGUAUUCGAUUUGAAGAUUGUACAAGUGCUAGGACUGUCAUGAAGUGAGUUUAACGAUCUAAGUAUCUAUCAAACCAGUAUUAAGUCAUUGACCACAAUGUACCCUAUUAUAUUCUUCAGUCUGAUAACACUCCAUUUUACUCGUUUGAUAAAUACCCAAUCUUGUCAUUUUCCUGUGUGUAACAUCUGGAGAUUUGAUGUUUGUGGUGUUACUCUGAGUGUGCAUCCACACCGGGCAAGCUGAAAAGCUUGCCUGACCACGGUGGGAAUCAAACUCACAACCUUUGGGAUACUAGUCCAAUGCUCUACCAACUGACCUACGAGGUCAAGUUGGUUCGGAAAUAUCACCAACUCGAACUGUCACCAAAGGGAGAGCCCACUGUGUUUGAAUGGGUUAAUUAAUCUGUUAAGUUGCAUUGCAUUUGUUUUUUUACUUUGUUUAAUUAAUGCCAGAUGAUUUUACUCAUCAAGGGGCGAAUGCUGGUGCUCAGUGGGUUAAACAUGCCUUUUCCAAUGCAGGUAUAUGACAGAUGGUAUGUUGCUUCGAGAAGCCAUGACAGAUCCGCUGUUGGAUAGAUAUGACUGUAUAUUACUUGACGAAGCUCAUGAAAGAACAUUAGCAACAGAUAUACUCAUGGGAUUAUUGAAAGAGGUUUGACUAUAAUAUGUGUAAUUGAUCCUUGAGAUACCAGAUCUCAAAUCAACCUUGUUCCCAGGCUUUCUCCUCUAAGUAGGAGUGUAUAAGAAUGAGGAUGGUUUCAAGUUUCUAGUAUCCCACUGGAUAUAGUGCUGAAAAUUCCAAGAGUCUAUCAUUGAAAUCAAUAAAUUACAGGAUUAUUUCUAAGUAGCAUGAUACUGAAAUUAUUUAACUAUGACUGCAUGAUGCAUAUAUCUACUAACUGUAAUGCAUCUAAACAAUGUAGUAUUUCUUCAUUGCUUACUCUAACUGUCAUAAAAUUCAGGUUGUUGCUCAAAGAAAAGAUAUCAGAAUUGUGAUCAUGAGUGCUACACUUGAUGCUGGUAAAUUUCAAGAAUACUUCAACGACUGUCCGUUAUUGAGUGUCCCUGGUCGGACACAUCCUGUCGAGAUUUUCUACACACCUGAACCUGAACGGGAUUAUCUUGAGGCCGCAAUAAGGACAGUUGUUCAGAUCCACAUGUGUGAAGAAGUUGAAGGUGAUAUGUUGCUUUUCCUUACUGGGCAAGAGGUAAGCAUGCUUAGAAAGCCUUUGACUUGUUCAGGCUGAGCUUUGUCCUCCGUAAAGCCUAGUUCUCAUUCAUCGUAAACCGUCGGCGACGGGAGCUUUGCGACGUCGGCGACGGCUUGCGAUUUAUGAGAACGCAUCAAAAAUUAUAUCGCCGAUUGUCCGUAAUCGUCGCCGACCAUCGGCGAUGACAUCGCAGGAAACAAAAAAGUUUGUUUCUUGCGACCAUCGCCGACUGCCACCUGCUUGAAAAACCUAUGAGAAAUGAGUAAAAGUUGUUUUUUCCUCAACAAGCAAGGAAAUAAUCAACUGAAGUUUGACAGAAAUCAUGAACUUUACGUUUAAUGGGGCCAUUUUGUGCCUUGGUGGGAAAUUUCGAAACACAUCGGCUGUCAUCUGCGACGAUCACCGAUGUAUGAGAACUUUCGUGCAUUCGCGCUCGGCGAGUAUCGGCGAUAAGCGUCGCCGAUCGUCGGUGACAGUUUGCGAUGAAUGAGAACUAGGCUUAAUUAUACAGCUCCACUGUAAGAAUGAUUAGCCAUACACCCCCACUUACCUUCUUAUAGUUACCGUACUAAUUGUAUUAAUUUAUAGAAGUAUUCAGCUUUGGUGGCUAUAGAUCUACCCUAGUCCUGUAGGUACUGUAUCUAUAUAGGGUUAUUCAGGUCUUUUUUAUCAUGCCCCAAAAACUCGAACUUGAAUUAUGUUAUGAGACUCAUGGUCUAACCAAGAGUUUCAGUGCAGUUCCCUGCUAAAAAUAUUUGCCAUCCAGGUGCUGUAGUAGGUGUCUCAUCUACUAAAAAAAAUUUCAACAAUUCCCAUUAAACCAUUUCGAUAAUUACGUCAUUUGGCCUGGGAGCCUCACUCUCAUGAAUUGUGAGCCAAUCACAUUGCAUAAUUUACUAAUGAGAGCAAGGCUCCAACACCAAAACGUAUGUGUGACGUAAUUAUCAAAAGGGUGUAUUCGUUUUUUGUCUGUGAUCAGUCAUUAAAUUAUUUAAAAUUCUCGUAGGAAAUUGAAGAAGCUUGCAAACGUAUGCGUAAAGAGAUGGAUAAUCUUGGUGGUGAAGUUGGGGAACUUAAAUGUAUCCCACUUUACUCCACAUUACCCCCACAACUACAACAACGUAUCUUUGAAGCUGCGCCGCCCAACCGUGCAAAUGGAGCAAUAAGUCGAAAGAUUGUUGUGUCAACCAACAUUGCCGAAACCUCAUUGACCAUUGAUGGUGUUGUCUUUGUGAUUGAUCCUGGAUUUUCAAAGCAAAAGGUUCGUGUUCACUCACCUGAGUCCCAUUUUUUGACCGGUCAAGAGGCAUUUUUGGCUGGUCAGUGUCCAUUGACCGGCCGUUAAUUUGAGUCCUGACUGACAUAUGGUUCAUUUAUACAAGAGAUAAUCGUCAUAAUCCAGGGUCUGAAAUUUGAUUUUUUUUUAAGUAUCCACAUGGAUACCAAGGUUUUAAAAUUUGGUAUCCCUCCCGAUAAUCUAGUAUCCCAAAUCGGGAUACUUAACUAGUUGACUUUUCGUAUCCCAGGGCCAGACACAACAUCACUUUAAUGCUUACUCUUAGUUAAGCAUUUCCAUCCAUCGCAUUUUAUGUUUAAUAUACUAGAAUCCUAAAAGGAACUUCACUGAUAUUUAAUAUCAACUUCACUGAUAUUUAAUGGUAACGUUACAGUAUGCACUCAAAUCUAAAUUUAAAAUCCAUCAAAAUCACUUUCAUCUGAAUCGGUGUUGAAUAACUCAAGCAUGUCAUUGUUGCUAAUUUGAUCUUUAUCUGAGACACUCGUAGUCUCAGUGUGAGAAUCUGAAUCACAAUCUGAAUCACUAGAAUCAGAUGCAUCAGCAUCAUCACUGACAGAGAGAUCUUCAUCUGGUCCAGCAACCAGGGGUUCUU